Ilex paraguariensis (yerba mate) is the source of this 1848-nucleotide messenger RNA. Lineage: Eukaryota; Viridiplantae; Streptophyta; Magnoliopsida; Aquifoliales; Aquifoliaceae. The record is from the annotation of a GenBank genome assembly.
AGAAUCAAAAUCUAACACCUAAAGUGUUAAUCGCAACCCCUAUUAUAAUUGAAAAUCACAAAUGUUACCAUUGGUAUCGAUAUCGAAAAGUGCACUCUUGAAUACUAAAAAUCUAAAAGUAUUUAUCAAUUUUGAUUUUUAUUUUACCAUUUCAAUUUUAAAUCAAGCUAGCAAAUUGAAGCUUUUCGACUCCCACUUCUUAACUCGGUCGGCAUUUGUGAUUUUUCCAUUUCAAUAGAAAUUUGACUGAGGAUACAAAGACAAAAAAAAAAUGGAUUGGAGACAAGGGGAUAGUUGUUUGCAGUGGAGUGGCGUGGUGGUUUUGCUUCACAGCUCGCAUGCUUCUGUGUGAUUUUGUUGUGAUAGGUAUAUGAUUUUGUGUGGUUUUGAUUGUGUGUGUCUUGCUACAAGAAAAAAAUUGGGUUAGGAUUUGAUGCAGAAGUGGUUGGGUUAGGCAUUACCAAUGGUGGAUAGGUGGUGGAGGCUAGUUGGAAGAGGUUGUUCCUAUUUGUGUGUGUUUGGUGGCGUUUGUGAAUAUAAUGUAGUAGGUUGUGGUGGUGGCGGUAUGUUUGCGGUGGUGGUGGCAAACAAUAUGGUGGUGAUUAUGUCAAUUGGCGGCAUGUUUGUGUUCUUGAAAUUGAGGAAAAAAAAGGUGAUGAUGUGGCGUUGUGAGGUUGGUUUGUAGUGGAAUCAACAAAAAACUAACCUUACAACAUGAAACAUAUCCUUUUUACUAAAGGGUAUUUUUGUCAUUUCAUAACUUCUGUUAGACAAAUAAGACUGAAGUGACUGAUAGAGGAGGUCAGUGCUAUUAUCCAAACAAGAGUAGGUCUAAUUGUUAUUUGACCAAAUCUCAAGGAAGGUGCCUCAAAAAUAUGCACCAGAAUGAAAUUUUGAUCAUUGUGUUAGGAUACCAUCUCCGAAUGUUGACUCAAAGUUCCAUUUGUUUAUUGCUCCAAUUUCAGACAAGUCUUAUAUCAUUUUCCAUGCUGUGAGAAUCUCCAAAAGUACAAGUUGGGAAAUCCAAGAACAUUUCAUUAUUUGAAUAAAUCAAAAUGCUACGAGUUAGAUGGCAUUGAUGAUUCUAAAGAUUACAUUGCUACAAGGGAGGGCAAUGGAUGUUGUCGGAAUAAGUACCGAGAAACAGGUUUUUUUGGGGCCGGUUAAUGUGGGAAACACAAUUCUUCCACUUUUAAAAUCUCUCCUAUAAUGUCUUCCUCUUAAUUUUUCUUCCUUCCUUAGGAUGUGAUCUUUUGAGUUGUGGCUGCAAUUCUCCAUCUUGGAUUUGGAAAAAUUGGAUCUGCUAUGGGAAAGGAAAUCGACUUGUCUGUGCCUAAAAUGAAAAGUCUUGGUUUCAUAUUAGAACUGCUGCAGAACUGUUCAUGUAAAGGAUCUCUUUCAUUGGCACAAGCACACACUAAAAUGAAGUGUGACACAAAGGCUUUAGAGGAUUCCCUCUGCAAAGAUGUAAUUGUAACUUGUGACAAAACCAUUACCAAAUGGCUUGAUCCAGAAGCUGCAGUUGUCAGUAGAGAUGCUUUGGCAAAAAUUGUGUACUCAAGGCUGUUUGACUGUUCUGUACCCCCAAUUGUUUUUGAAAUAUCCAGAUGCAAUUUUUGCUGUACUGAUAUAUCCAUACUGCAAGCUGUGGAUAAGAUCAAUAGUUCAAUUGACCCAGACUCAAAGUACUUCAUUGGGGUGCUGCAGAUAUAUGGAUUUGAGAGCCUCAAGAUAAACAGAGACUUUGAAGAGGUAGGGGAACUGCUGCGCAUGUCUCAUUUGCUUGGUUAUGUUUUGGCUCAGUCUGUCUCCAAUACUUGUGCUUCGAGCAAUUUUGCAUGGAUCUGA